Molecule: messenger RNA, 418 nt
Organism: Paramecium pentaurelia
Lineage: Eukaryota; Ciliophora; Oligohymenophorea; Peniculida; Parameciidae
Source: the annotation of a GenBank genome assembly
AUGAAGAGUAUCUUAUUCAUAACACUAUUAUUCAUCACAUUUGCAGCAGAUCCAGAAUAAUGUUUAAAAGAAAAAUGUCCAAAUGAAUAUGCAGCUUGUCAAAAAGAAGUCUUUGGUUGUGCAUCUGCUGCCAUGAAAUGUAAGAACUAAUGUGGAGGAGAUGAUGCUGAAUGUAUGUUAAAUUGUGAUUUAGCUUCUAAAAAUGCAAAACUUAUAGCAUUGUAUAUAAUAAUCUAUUUUUAGAGCUGAAUGUGGACAUGCAAAUUGCUAAGAUGUAGCAUUCACAUAUUGUGAUAUCUAAAUUUGUGUACAAUCAUUCCAAUCAGAAUGCAUGACAUCAUAAGGAUUAAAGGCAUAUUAAUGUGCUGCUACUUUCCUUUAAAGACAUUCUGAAUGUUAAUGCAUAACUGAAUUUUGA